Messenger RNA from Leishmania mexicana MHOM/GT/2001/U1103, 2499 nucleotides. RefSeq lists its product as hypothetical. NCBI's taxonomy places the organism in Eukaryota, Euglenozoa, Kinetoplastea, Trypanosomatida, Trypanosomatidae. The coding region runs from base 1 to 2499 and encodes 832 amino acids. The record is from RefSeq and is a predicted model, not a curated record. Gene Ontology annotation, molecular function: metal ion binding. The transcript has a single exon.
AUGACCAAGAGCCGACGCCAUGACAUCGUGAAGCCCUCCAAGUAUAAGACCUCCAUGUGCACGUUCUUUCGCAGCGAAGAGGGCUGCCCGUUUGGUGAGAAGUGCGCCUUCGCCCACGGAGAGGAUGAGCUGCGGCCGGAGCCGAAAGACACGACCCCACUGCCGGAAGCGGCGACAGGAGAGGCGGUGACGGCUGUGGCUUCCACGUUGUUGACAUCCGACUCGCCCCGCUCGGAGCACUUUCAUACGAGAGUCGCUUCGGGAGAUGGGCAGCACAACGAUGCACCAGCACAGGAGCUGCAUCACGACCCAUCCGCUUCCAUGCCCACCAUCGCAGGAGCGAAGCGGAAGACCAAGAAAGGCAGUUUGGACUCGUCUUUGGCGUCAAUUGGAAAUGCCCACAGCUUUCCUGGCGGCAGCCCCAGUGUCAGCGGCAGCGGCAGCGCAGCCAGAGGUGAUGCUCCCCCCGCCCGAGGGCGCACCUUGCCGAAUCGCCGUCAGCAGCUACCCCCGCCGCCUCUGCUGGGGCAUGGAGCGAUGCCGUCAACCGCGUAUGGCCUCACUGUCCCCCCACCGCCGCUCCCGCAACCGACGCCUCCUUCAUUUAGCCUUUCCGGUGACUUCGGCGGCCUCGCGUACGCGGGCAUGCCGGCGGUGAUGCCGGGGAUGCCCUAUUACAUCCCUGCGAUGGGCCACCACCCGUUCUCUGCCAUUAAUAAUCAGCACGCCAUCAAUGCGGCCCCCGUAAUGCACGACUCUACGUCGUACCCAACCUUGCAGCACAUCAUGCAGCCACCGCCGCCGCCACCAGCGACCACGUCAAGCUCCUCUGCGCCGCCAAGUUCGACCAGACGGGCCAACGGCGUCACCGCUGCCGACGCGCUGCCGAGAGAGGAUGCGAAGCACCGCCUGCGUCAGCCUAUGCGACACGUGGUGAGUAGCAACACCAUGGCACACAGCACCGGUCGGCACCCAGCCAACGCAUCGGCGACGGCGCCGGAUAACGUGACCACGCCGCAGUACCUCUACAACCUCAUGGCCGCAGCCGGUGUACUCCUAACCUCCUCUCCAGAACUGGCGAGCAACAACCAACCGAACUCUAGCGUUGAGCAGCCAGCGCAGCCUCGCCUGAUUGUAGUUCCCCACCCUUCAGGCUCGGGUGUCUGCAUGGUGCCGAGCACCGUCAUGAACUACCCACACUCAGACCCUCAGAGCUUCGCGGCCUUUGGCGGUGUUGCCGCAGCCUCCUCACCACAUCGCUCAACGGCGUCAAUGCCAGGCAGUAGCGACAGCGGUCUUCGUAGCCCGCAGCCCACGCCGACGGCGGCGGGCAGCAACAGCGCGGCUGCAGCACAAUUUCUUCCGCCAGACUUCGUGGCAGCGACGUCAGCGCCGGCGACUGUUGGGCAUAUCCCACUAAGCAGUACGAGCCAUGGCCAGAGCGGCAGCGGCAGCCGAAGCAGCAAGGUGAUCGGUGACAGGCUGUGGGGCCCAGCGGAGGGGAGCAUGAACCCCGUUACCUCGUCUCUGGCCGGCAACUCCGGCGCUACCACCUCGUCCACUGAAGAGCACGGCAGCAGUACAGGAGACUACAACGCUAUCUUGUCAGGCCUCGGCAUCGGCGGCUCUUCGUACACAACCAUCCCACUUGACCAGCUCAUGCGCCAGUGCAGCGCCAGCAGUAGCGAGGACGACUUCGGCGUGGAAGGAGACUUUGACUGGACAGGCGCGGUGGAGCGCUGGCUGCAGACGGGUCGCGAGGAUGGCAUGGCGGCCGAGCCGGCGUCGGCAUUAGCCGACGAUACACCGACCACCGCCGCUGCGGGCGUAGCGGCGGCUGACAAAACCGCCGCCUCUACUCCCGGGGCAACACCCACCGCGGCGAAGACCUCGGAAACAGUAGCGGAAACGUAUCAUCUGCAGAGCGGCCGCUCUGUUAUGGUUGCACUGAAAAGCAACCCAGUCCUCGUGGACAUGGAAAUACAGAGCACCGAAGCCAACGCGUCCUUGCCAGCGCCGGGGUCAUCAUCGACGGAAGCGAAGCGCAGACCGACCGCGGCGGUGUGCCAGGUGUCACGGGGGGCGGGUGGCAACCCCUCGCAACCGCAGCGCCGCGCUCCCGUCACGAAGAACCAGUUCAAGAGUUCGUGCGCGGCAGAGGCGGACUCCGGUGCAGUGCUGCUCUACUGCGCCGAGAAGAACACGUUUGUGUACAUCCCCUCUGGUGGCUCAGGGGCGGCUGUGGCGGUGACCCCAGGCCGGCGUCGUGGCCAAGGUGCCGCUGCGACUACGACAGGUCGUGCUGCGCUGCCCCAGAGCGAGGAGAAAUGGCCCGCUACCACUGUAACGGCCGUGCCGGCGCUCGGCCGAACCCAGGAUAGCCUCAAAACACCUUGCAGUGACGGCAGCCUCGGCAUCGAUGUGCGCUUCGUCCCUGGUCGCAAGAAGCGCUCGGUGCUGGAGGAAGUGACCGAAGAAGAAGCGGAGUAUUGCAUCUGA